CUUACAACAGCAUUUGGGGGAAAUACUAUACUAACAUUGUCUUCUUCUUCCUCCUCAAAGCCAAAAACUUUUGUCUGCACUUAGCCGUGAGCGCAGAGGCCAAAUUUGCUUCUUUUUUUUCUUCCCUUUUAUCAGAUGAUAGGAGGAAGGAACACAUCAGAAGAUUCCAAUUCCUUAUCUCCGCUGAAAAUCAAUCACCGAUUCGCCUCUUUUCUCUCUGCUCCGUCGUCUUCUAGGGUUUCCUAAUGCAUGAGUUCUCUACUGUUGAUGGUUUUGCGGAGAUAAACGAGAGCUUAGCCGAGAUGAUUAAGUACAUCGCCAACGAACCCUCAGUGGGUCUUUACUACAUCCAGCAGCACGUCCGCAACGCAGCACCCAAUGUCCUUAACCUCAACGCCCAAGUCUUGGACAAGUCUCGUGAAACUGCUCUCCAUACUGAAGACUCGGAAGAUUCAAUAGCCAUGGUGAAAUCAAUGAAAGAGUGUGGCUCUCUUAUAGCCGAUGGGAUGAUUGGAGACAUCAAAAGCUCCUUAGCGAUAAUGUCCUCAAAACAACCGAGGAGAGGGCUCAUCCUCAACGCUGGGAGCCCUUGGAGCAGCAGAUCCAGCAGCAGUGUAGCAACGCAAACAACAACAAUGCGUGGUUCUGAUUACAGCCAGGAUACUAGCGAAAGCGGCAGCUAUUUCACAUCGGUGUUCAAGUCGGCUAAGGAGAAAGCAAGCAACAUCAAAUGGCCACAGCUUGACUUCAAAGAACAGAAGGUGGAGACUAUCCCCAAUGUGGAAAGCAAUGAGUUAGAAGAAGAAGAAACCUUAAGUAAAGGUGAGCAUAUGGUGGAGAAGACAAAGUUCGAGGAGUUCAAGGCUGGUAAAGAAGCGAGUCUUAAGGCAUGGCUUGGAGGUGUGGAUGAGGAUGCAGAUGUUGUUGGACAUGCUACUGAGAGGGUUUAGCGUUUUGUGUUAAUGGUGUUGGGAGCAGGGCGGAUCCACCGAAGAAGCAGAGCUCUUAUUAAUGUGUAAUUCAUAACGUCAUAUGUUAAAUAACACAUGUUACACCUUUUAUUACCAAGGACAGUUUCGUCAUUUACAAGUAUGUCUCGACGACAUGAACAUAGAAGUGUUUGGUUUCGUGACA
Brassica oleracea var. oleracea is the source of this 1134-nucleotide messenger RNA. RefSeq names its product protein MEF2BNB homolog. The coding region runs from base 246 to 950 and encodes 234 amino acids. Lineage: Eukaryota; Viridiplantae; Streptophyta; Magnoliopsida; Brassicales; Brassicaceae. The transcript is spliced from 2 exons. The record is from RefSeq and is a predicted model, not a curated record.